CAUGUGACUGUGUUUUUCUUGUUUAUUUUUACACAGCCUCGCGGAUACUAUCUUCUUCUGAUAUCCGUGGCUGUGUAAACUGUGUUAAAAUUUGGUCAUUUAUUUAAAUCGUUGCGUUUAACGUUGCAUUUUAACUGUUAAUAUUGCCAACCAGUGUCAUCGUAUGUAUUAUAACAUAUUUAAUAACGUAAAAGCAAAAGCCUAACCCUAAGAAGACUAAGGAAGAUAAUAAUAAUAUAAAUAUAAUAUUAUUAAUAUAAUUACAAAUUAUAAUUAAAAUAAAUCAAACUUCAAAUUCAAAGUAUUAGUAUUAUUAAAUAAUAUAAUUAUAAUAUAAUACUCUAUUUCUAUUAGAUUUUUGGAGUAUUAAAUAUUGAUAACUAUUAAUUAGUUAAAUUAGCCUAUAUUUAUGUAAUAUAAUUUAUUAUAUUUUUAUAUUGUUGUAUAUUUUUGUAUUAUAAUUAUAUUAAGUUAUAAUUAGGGGCCUAUAUUAUAAUAAAUUAUAUAUAUACAGUCUAUUAUAAUAUAUAAUUAAUAUAGGCCUAUAUAAUUAUAUAUAUAUGUAUAUGAAUAUGGUAAUUAUGGACUUAGAUUAUUCAAUAAAAUGAAAUAAUGGUAGUCCAGGUAGGCAGGCCUAACAAAAAGUUUUGUUACUAUUUAAAACAAUUUUGUUGGUCUAAAUCAAGGGUCGGGAACCUAUGGCUCGCGAGCCAGAUGUGGCUCUGUUGAUGGCUGCAUGUGGCUCGCAGACAAAUGUUCGAUUAUAAAAAAGUCGCAUAAAUGGUAAGAAAUACUCAUUAUUGAUUAGCAACAGCAUAACAAUGUGAUUAAAAAGAAUUCAGAGACAUAAUUAUUGCAUUUUUAGUGUUGAAAUUACACAAAAUGCACACAUUUACUUGAAUUUUUAGUUUUAAACAUAAUGUAUGGCUCUCACAGAAUUACUUUUCAAAAUAUUUGGUGUCCAUGGCUCUCUCAGACAAAAAGGUUCCCGACUCCUGGUCUAAAUAGUCUAAUGUUUCAAUUCAAUGUGACAUUGAUAUCAUAGCAGUCUAUAUAGAAUAUAAUUUGAAUUAUGAGUCUACUAUAGUAGCCUAAGGGCAGGUCAGAAUCAGGGACGUCAUUUCAGGUUUUUUUAAGGGGGUGGGAGGCAAUACCAAAACUUGGCCUGUUGUUGAGAUUUUUAUUACUGGGGGUGCCACGGUAUAUAGCAAUUGAAAUAAAACCUGCGAAUUCAGGGGGGGGGGGGAAUCUCCCCUCCUACCCUACCCAAAUGACAUCCCUAGUCAGAAUGUACUGUAAUGUCAAAGCUAGACUGUUUUGAUUUAGUUUAUUCCCAAGCACUUUGACGAGGUCUGAAGUUUGUUUAUACUAUGUCGUAAUAAAAAAAUAACUAUCCAUAUUUAAUAUUAUAGCCUAUUUUAUUAGUGAUUUUAAACUUUAUUGAUGUUUUUGUAAUACUUAUAUCGUUUUGGUGUGUCUCAUUUUUUUUUACAUGUGAAAGCUGUGCUUAAAAGAUUCCUUUAUAAAUUUAUUACUUUUAGAUUCAUUUCUUACAUAUAUCAUUGUGGUGCGUCUUAUUUUGAUACGACAUGCGAAAGCUGUGCUGAAAAGAAUCCUUUAUAAAUCUAUUACUAUUAGAUUCAUUUCUUAAGUCUAGUAUAAAUAAUGAAAUACAAGGUAUUUGGGACAUUCAUAAACACUGUUUUCCUUUAAAUCAGUGUUUACAAGUAGAUUUCCAUGAAAUUAUCUGAAGUAAACUUCUGACACUUUGUGACAUUGCUGGUAAAAAUAAUUGAAUAAAUUGCCAGCUCAAACUUAUGUGUGCUGCUGGACCUCACUUUAUAGGAUGAUGUGCUGUGAAAAAAACAACAAAGUGUGACAACCACUCCUUUAAAUGGUCCAUUGCACGAGUUAAAAGUGUAUCCUCAGUUUAAGAUAAUUCUUAUUUUAUCUUUUUUGUGUGCCUUGAUUCAUUUUUGUAAAUCCAUUUUUAUUCUAAUUGACUUAAAGUUGAUACAAGUGUUUUCGGUUCAUUUGGUUCAGUGCUUCAAGUUAUUUUUUUAGCAAAAUUUCCCAUUCCAGUAUUUUAAUAAGUUUGGAUGACAACUUUCAUCUAUCAACUUGUAAUUUUGGUCUCUUUUGAUGUACACUAAAAAUGUUAAACAAAAUGUUAAACAAAAUAUUAUAUAUGGUUUAAGUACUGAAUCAAAUAUUUGUAACUAGUACAGUGAUAUUGCAAGGUGCGUGUUAUCAAAACGUCCUCCACACCAGAUGGAAGUUGUCUUGUCAUUGCAUUAAGAUUAAACCAGUACCGGUACUGAUAUGUUCAUAACUUUUGGCAGCACCUUCUGGAGCCACAACCAUAAUUUUUUGGUCUAUUAAAAACAUUUUAACAUUGCACACAGUGCCGACAACUACCCACUUGUUCACUACGAAGUGUGUCAGUCUUAAAUGAUCAAUUCUUUUAUUUAAUGUAGUUAUGUUUGACCCACUGAUUAAAUAGAACUGUGAGGUCUUAAUUGAUGCCUUUGAAAAAUGAUUAACUAAACAUCUUGUAGACUUGUAUCAUCAGAGGUUAAGUGACUCUGAGCUUAACUGACUGUUGUGAUAAGAAACCUCUCAAAAAGUUCCACAUAUUAAUCUAGAAACAUUCACAACAACAUGCCUGUUUUCUUUUCAAUUUUAAUCUGUUAGUUGAUACUCUGUAUACAUAUUAUAGGCCUAUAAUUUGUUAUUUAAAAGAUAUAACUUCAAAAGAAGUUAGUUUAAAUUGUAUUUAAUUGUUAUUUAAAACAAAAUUUAAUUUCGGAAGCCUAAGAUCCCCACUGCCUGGUUACUUCAUCACAACUCUUGACUUCAGUGCUUCUCAGAUGGUGUUUUGCAGACCUAAAGAUCCACACAUUUUGAUUGAUGUUCUGCUAGAGAUCUUUAUUGCAGCAUAGUGGUAUAAAGGAUAUAAAUAUAAAGGCAUAAUUUGUUCAAUCGGUCCAUUGGACAUGAUUCUUAUAUAUAAGGUUUCUCGUGGGGAAAAUGCUUGAGACUAACUGGUAAAAUUAAACUUGAGGGUCAUCCCAUAGUUGCUUAGGUUAAUGGUGGCCAUCCCAAACUAUAUUCAUCCUCUAGUGAUGUCAGCAUAAACCAUUGAUUAUCAAAUUUGUUUGACUAAGAAUGAAAAUGUUUUUUCAGAUUUUAUAAGAGCAGAACAACUUGUAUUGAAUCUGAUCACAAGUUUAAAUAAAUCUCAAAUACCAAACCUAAAAAAAUGCCUGUCAGCCCACCUGGUCUAAUGCUCAAGGUUAGUUUAUAAGAAGUUUUUAAAAAAUUAUUAAAUGUGUGAUGUGCGAAAUCCCACAUUCCAUGACAGAUCAAAUUUUAUAUCUGAUUAUUUUCCAUAUCUAUUGUGUAAAAAAUUCCCAGUGUUUUUACAUUAAUUGACAAAUGCAUAGAUGUCACCUGGUUUUACCAUUUUGGAUUACACUGUGACUAAGGAGGUAAAUAUUUAUGAAUACUAAUAGCUGUUAUAAAUUAACACUAGACUAGUCGUCAGGAUAUUUAACUUCUUAAGUUAAAAAAAAAAAAUCUUUAAAAUUCUUCUAGUUGCUAAAGGAGUGUCCUAGAAAAUCCUGAUUAGUUAAUAACAUCACGUUUUUUUCUCCCACUUUCAGGUUAUUUGGUUGACCCAUUUUAUGUUGACGUCAUGGUAAGCUACAAUUAAAUAAUCCCUAACAAUGGUUGACCCAUUUUAUUUUGACGACAUGGUGAGCUACAAUUAAAUAAUCCCUAACAAACUAAGUUUUGCGUAUAAAUCCUUGUUAAAAUAAAAUAUCGAGCAAUGGGGGUGGGGCUGAAAAUUUGACAAAACAUGCAACAUGUAACACACUUUAUAAGAAUCACAAUUAGUGUCGUCGUGUCCCCCCCCUCCCCGUCCGGCUCGCAACCGCAUUUUUUUUAUGCCACUGAACAAUAUUAAUAUUCUAAUCACCCACCUGCUUUGACAACACAGAUUUAUUUCACCAACUGUUUCAGAUAAACAAAAGAAAAUAUUACACAGAAAAUGCACUUGCAAUAUUUUUUAAAAAGAAUCUCAUUUAGCGCAGCUAUCUGGAAUUUUAUUUAUUGAAAUCAUAUUUCCUUUAUCUUCCAUUUGAAAAGGGAUGAUAUUUGGAGUUUGAGGUUUUUGUGUGUGGGGGGUGGGGGAGGAGGGGGGCUGACAAUUUGAUUAGAAUGUGUUGUCAUCAUCAACCUUUAAAUGUGCCAGUUUCAGCUUGAUAGGUUGACAGGAAGUGGGUAAAUUAGUCAUCUGAAGAUUUUUACCAGUCUGCCACCCAGCCAGGCAGCCAUGAACAAAAUUGAAGUUAAUAUAAAGGAUUAAAAAAACAACAACAAAUGCCAUGUGUGUCAAUUAACUUAGGGGUGUGGACCUGAAUUAUGUAAAGAUCCAUUAUUCUAUUUCUGUAAUUACUUCAUUUAUAAAUAUACUAAUAUGACUGUUGCCUGGUUUGGGCUACCAACUGUUCCGUCCCCUCCCUUAAUACACACAGCUGUUUAGCAAAAGUACUUAAUGCUGAACAUGCAUGUUAAAAAAAUCCAUAUUAUUCAUAGAUAAACAGAUACGGAAAAUAUAUCAAGUGAGGCCUAGUUCCUCGACCAACACAUUAUUUCCACCACAUGGCACAUUUUAAAGAAGAAAAAUAAAUUGCAAAAAAUGUUGAGCUUUUAAAGAUAUUUUAGUAACAUGACUGAUAAACUAUCCAUAUGGGAGCCCACCAUUUCAUUUUUGAGUCAAAUAAGAUUAAUAUUGCGGAGGCUUCUUUCAAGCUUGGGGAAGGAAAAAAAAAUUAAGAACAAGAAAAAAGCUUGACAUAUGGAACAAAACAAUGCACCUUGACAUAUGGAACAAAACAAUGCACCUUGACAUAUGGAACAAAACAAUGCACCUUGACAUAUGGAACAAAACAAUGCACCUUGACAUAUGGAACAAAACAAUGCACCUUGACAUAUGGAACAAAACAAUGCACCUUGACAUAUGGAACAAAACAAUGCACCUUGACAUAUGGAACAAAACAAUGCACCUUGACAUAUGGAACAAAACAAUGCACCUUGACAUAUGGAACAAAACAAUGCACCUUGACAAAUGGAACAAAACAAUGCACCUUGACAUAUGGAACAAAACAAUGCACCUUGACAUAUGGAACAAAACAAUGCACCUUGACAUAUGGAACAAAACAAUGCACCUUGACAUAUGGAACAAAACAAUGCACCUUGACAUAUGGAACAAAACAAUACACCUGACGUUUCAGAAUAAGAUAUGUGACAUCACAAUCACAUGAGGUUUGUUUUUUUUGAAAAUGAGUGCAUCGACGCUAGAUUGGGUGGGAGUGGGGAUAUUUAUUUAUUUAUCUAUUUAGGCAUUUUUAUAUAGCGCUUACCAUAAAGUCAUAAAGCUCUAAGCGCUUUACAAUUAUUAAAAACAUGUAAACUAAGUAAAAUAAAAAUGAGACAUUAGGAUAUAUAGAAAUAUUCGAAAUAUAUUUGACAUGAUAUGUGGUUAACCCCACAAUCUAUUUAAACUCUUUAUCUUCAAAAAUUAAUUUUUUAAUUUUUUUUCCUUCUAUGUUACUUUAGGGCUCUUUUUAGUGGUUCGUGGUUGCCAGGGGCCUACAUGUACACACACAUUGCUGUGUUGGCUUUUGGAUUCUGGGCGAUAGUGGCAAACGAGAGCACUGAUGCAGCACUUAUGGUAGGCAUGUAUUUUGGUUUUGAAAAUACUAUUCGUAUUACUGAUAUACCAAUGCAUGAAAUUUAUUCGUGAUGAGUAAAAAGUAUACCAAUGAAAUUAUAAAUAGGAGACCAUGAUGUAAUCUCAUCUGGAUGGCAAAGGAAUUUUUAGGCUUGCUUAUGACAAGUAAAGGGGGCGGAGUCAGCAAAAAAAAAAAAGAAGGGCUCCAAUACUCCAUUAGAGUCUGAUAGAAAGUAAAUAAAAUAAAUUAUGAGCUCCACUCAAGAGAUAUAGCAAACUGCAGACAAUAUUUGUUGCCCCAGCAAACCUUUUGCUUCACGUGAACUCCACCAGUUAUAGAUGAACUGAUCAGGUGUUCAGUUGAAGAACUCCACCAGUUAUAGAUGAACUGAUCAGGUGUUCAGUUGAAGAACUCCACCAGUUAUAGAUGAACUGAUCAGGUGUUCAGUUGAAGAACUCCACCAGUUAUAGAUGAACUGAUCAGGUGUUCAUUUGAAGAACUCCACCAGUUAUAGAUACACUGAUAAGAAGUUCAUUUGAAGAACUCCACCAGUUAUAGAUGAACUGAUCAGGUGUUCAGUUGAAGAACUCCACCAGUUAUAGAUGAACUGAUCAGGUGUUCAGUUGAAGAACUCCACCAGUUAUAGAUACACUGAUAAGAAGUUCAUUUGAAGAACUCCACCAGUUAUAGAUAGACUCUAGUCCACAAGUCAACUUCUUGAGGUGGUCAAUAUCUAACACUGAUAAGAAGUUCAUUUGAAGAACUCCACCAGUUAUAGAUAGACUGAUCAGGUGUUCAGUUGAAGAACUCCACCAGUUAUAGAUAGACUGAUCAGGUGUUCAGUUGAAGAACUCCACCAGUUAUAGAUAGACUGAUCAGGUGUUCAGUUGAAGAACUCCACCAGUUAUAGAUAGACUGAUCAGGUGUUCAGUUGAAGAACUCCACCAGUUAUAGAUAGACUGAUCAGGUGUUCAGUUGAAGAACUCCACCAGUUAUAGAUAGACUGAUCAGGUGUUCAGUUGAAGAACUCCACCAGCUUUAGAUAGACUGAUCAGGUGUUCAGUUGAAGAACUCCACCAGUUAUAGAUGAACUGAUCAGGUGUUCAGUUGAAGAACUCCACCAGUUAUAGAUACACUGAUAAGAAGUUCAUUUGAAGAACUCCACCAGUUAUAGAUAGACUGAUCAGGUGUUCAGUUGAAGAACUCCACCAGUUAUAGAUGAACUGAUCAGGUGUUCAGUUGAAGAACUCCACCAGUUAUAGAUGCACUGAUCAAAGUCACAAUUGUUUUUAAUUUUCUCCACAGUUUUUUGUGACUCUGCUUUUCAGUGUUCUCAAUGACAUCUUAUGCCUUGCCCUGUAUGAGCCUAGAGCUCACGAUGUUUACGAGUGUAAGUAGUCUUACCCUUCAGCUGAGUCUUUUUUAUUUUAUAGUGCGUAUAUACUAUAUCUUCAGCGUACAUUUUGCAUGUCUUUCAACUCAUAUCACAUGAGAUAUGAUAAAAGUUGCUUACCUCUUGACCAAAGAUAGUGGGUCAUAAUUCAUUCCGGCAAAUACCGGGGUAGGAUGAGUCAGCCGUGGAAGGCAACCAGUGUAGAUGUAGCCCAACCAGUAAUGAGUCAGCCAUGGAAGGCAACCAGUGUACAUGUAGCCCAACCAGUAAUGAGUCAGCCAUGGAAGGCAACCAGUGUACAUGUAGCCCAACCAAAAAUGAGUCAGCCAUGGAAGGCAACCAGUGUAGAUGUAGUCCAACCAAUUGUUACAACAGCCAGACAAAAUCCAGACCAUGAAAAAAUUUAUUUUUCAAAAUCAACUGAACUCUUUAUUUAAAAAAAAAAUCUUUUUCAUCCUCAGCAAAUCGAGCCAGCACCAGUCAGACAAACGAGUUCAGGUUUGCCUUGGGGUAUCCUUUUAAAUUUAUUAUGAUUAGAUGCUAAUAGAAUUGUUUUAUAGACGCUCCACGUAAUUGUAAUAUAUUUUCAGAUGGCCUUUCAAGCCCUAUUUUCUCAUUUUUUAAGAGUUGGUAGUAGUAAAGUUUUUUUUUUUUUUUUUAAAGGGUCGGUGUGAUAUUGAUAUUGUUACUUAACAUACCAGUUCAACUGUUCAAAAUACUUUACACAUAGAGGAAAGCUUUGUUAAUAUUGUUUUCUCAAAUCAAAAGGACCUGGUUGUUCAUCAUAGUGCCAACAAGAUUUUCAACAACAACAAAAAACGACUAAUACAUCCAAAACACACAAUUAUUAAUUCACUAUUUCAUACCAGGUCAUUGAAAAUAUCAAUAAUUCACCAUUUCACAACUACUCUCUCAUACAAUUAUUCAUUCCAUAUUUCAGAUCUAGUCACUGAUACAAUGAUUCAUUCCACAUUUCAUGCCAGUCACUCACACAAUGAUUCAUUCCAUAUUUCAUUCUUAUUCGCUCAUGCAAUCGUUAAUUCCAUUUUUAUACCUAGUCACUCAUACAAUCAUUAAUUGUAUAUUUCAUGCCUAUUCACUCGUGCAGUCAGUAUUUCAUACCAAGUCAUUCGUACAAUCAUAGUUUAUUAUUUAAGACUAAGGGAAAAGAAGUACAUUUUAAUAAAAUCCAUGCUGACUUUAAAAAUAUAAUUCAAUAUUUCAUUUUUUCUGUCUGGCCUGCUCCCAAAUUUAAGAAAAAAUGUAUUAACUUCCAAACACUUCAGCUGAUGCAUGUUACAAAUUAAUUCAAAACAAUAUCCUGUGAAGCCAUCAACUUCUGCCUUGGGAUGGGUUGGGAUGGGUCGGACUAUCAUUUCAAAUGGGAUUGUAUUGAUUUUUUAUAUGGCUCAAUUUGGAUAGCUUUUAAAAAUAACAAUUUAAAGUCAACAAAAAUGUUAUAGCUCUACAACAAAGAUUCUCAAAUUUUUAGUUUCCUUGUUUCUAACAACAUCUUUGAUUUCUUUUUGUUGUCCAACUGAUGAAAGCACAGUUUUUAAGCCUCAAACCAAACAAUAUUUUGUUAAGCUUAAAUUAGUAAAAUGAUCACCCAAACAAUUUGUGUCAAUAAAACAGUAUAGGUAACUUCAAUUAUUUUGAAGACAAAAUACAAAUGUUUCUGCCAAAUGCCUUUUUUAGUACAACUGCAACAUGAUAACAAAUAACAUGAAUGUAAAUUAUUAUAUUGAUAAACUACCUAAAAUUAAGAAAAAGAAAAGGAAAAGGGUGGGCACGAGUUGCUCACAAAAACAGAAGAUUAAAAAGAAAGUCCUUAGGAUGACAUUGUUUCUUAUUGACUCAAUUUACUCCCAUCAGCUCUUCUGGCAUAUGAGACAGUGAGGGUGGUGGCCAGUCUUGCUGGCUUAUAUUGUCAUAUCUUAUUUGAUUUUACAGUAAAUAAAAAGUCCCCAAAAAAUUUAAAAAUUAAAUACACUAUUUCCAUUUCCACUCUCAAGUUUAAGAACCACUGAACUUGGUAUCAAAAGUUUUUUUCAAACCCCUCCUGUGACACUUCUCAUAUUGCCCUCAUAGCAUCUGUGGCAUUUAGUGUUGUGUAGUUAUUGGUGGUGGAAUAGUUUGAUGCUUAUGGCACAGCAGACAUAGGCAGUGGAAGGGUGUAUGGCAUCUGUGGCAUUUAGUGUUGUGUAGUUGGUGGUGGAAAAGUUUGAUGCUUAUGGCACAGCAGACAUAGGCAGUGGAAGGGUGUAUGGCAUCUGUGGCAUUUAGUGUUGUGUAGUUAUUGCUGGUGGAAUAGUUUGAUGUUUAUGGCACAGCAGACAUAGGCAGUGGAGGGUGUAUGGCAUCUGUGGCAUUUAGUGUUGUGUAGUUGGUGGUGGAAUAGUUUGAUGUUUAUGGCACAGCAGACAUAGGCAGUGGAAGGGUGUAUGGCAUCUAUGGCAUUUAGUGUUGUGUAGUUAUUGGUGGUGGAAUAGUUUGAUGCUUAUGGCACAGCAGACAUAGGCAGUGGAAGGGUGUAUGGCAUCUGUGGCAUUUAGUGUUGUGUAGUUGGUGGUGGAAAAGUUUGAUGCUUAUGGCACAGCAGACAUAGGCAGUGGAAGGGUGUAUGGCAUCUGUGGCAUUUAGUGUUGUGUAGUUAUUGCUGGUGGAAUAGUUUGAUGUUUAUGGCACAGCAGACAUAGGCAGUGGAAGGGUGUAUGGGAUGUGGGAGUAUGUGUGGGUAGUGGAAGAAUAUUUGCAUAGUGGAAGGAUGUGGGGUAGAUAAAGGAUGUUUGGGUAGUGGGAGAAUGUGAGGGUAAAGGAAGGAUAUGGGGGGGGGGGCGGGUUGAAGGGUGCAGGGGAGUGGAAGGAUGUGUGGGCAACAAUUAAAAGAAAAGAGUUGUUGAAACUGACCAGAUGACAUUCACCAGUUGAAACUCACCAGAUGACAUUCACCAGUUGAAACUGACCAGAUGACAUUCACCAGGGGUUAUUUUCUUUUACAGAUAAAAAUGAUCUCCUCAGAAAAUCACCAAUUCCAAUUUAAAAUAAAAUAUUUCCCCAAUUUUUCCAAGUUUGCUUAUAGAGAAACUUGCAUGGUUUUUAAAUCUGGUACCUAUAUAUAUAAAAAAAAAAAUGAUUUUGAGUUGUAGGCCUUGUUAAAAUAUGUUGUGUUAAAUAUCCUUAACUCAAGUCACCCAGCAUGGCAAUAACUAAUUUAAUACUGAAGCCAGUGACGAUAUUCCUUACCCUGCGCAUCUACCAAAGCAGAGUUCAAGGGACCGAGUACAACCCAGCCAUUCCUGGAUUAGGUAGCUUUCCUGGCGUAGUUAUGUGUCAAUUAUAUAUAAUUUAUUUAGUUAACUUAAUAACACUGACUUUUUUUUGGCUCCUAUUUUCUGGCAUAAAAUAAGAAUUUUUAAUGCAAUUUAUUUUUUUCAGGUUUGUAUGGUAUCAUGUAAUGGGGUCAUUGUGGUAACAGGGUAACAGUUUAGGCAACACCUGUACUACUUGUCUGAUUAAGGCGCAAUAUCCCAAAUUUGCAUUCAACAAUUUUUUAUUUAAAAAAGGCAAUUUAAAAACGUUAAAAAAUAAUUUUAAAAACUUCAUAUGCAAACAGCUAUACAGAUUGAUACUCAUGAGUAAAUUUCAUGACCUUGACAGGCGCAGCUGCCCCAAGACUCGGAGGAGCUUACGACAACAUUGACAGCAAUCAGCACCACCCAUAUGGCAAACCCUCGGAUCCACCCACCUACCAGGCUCCUGGCUACCAAGAACCACCUCCACUUGGUCACCCAUAGUCUAAUGCUUUCAGAAGAAGGUUAUGGACAAAAGUCUUUCCAAGGAACUGCUCAUUUCUUCCCUUCAUUUUCAUACAGAUAUUGUGAUUUUAAUUUUUUUAAAAAGAUUUAAGAAUUUUCUUUUUCUAAGUGGGAAAAAGUUGGGAGUGACGUUUUGACAAAAAAAAAAAUGCUCUGUCCAUGUACCGGUACGAUAUUGAUCAUGGUAGUGAUCGUAAGCAGCAUCACAUAUACAAAGUUAAUUAAAUUUGCCUGGUUAGGAAACUGUACAAUUCUUAGAUGGUAUUUUACUAGUAUGAGAUGGUACGGUACUAUUUUGUGAGUUUCAGGGUGACCAGGUCUGAGAUUCUUUGAGUUAAACUAAUAUAUUUUUAUCAUGCCUGCAUUUAUGAGUGUUCAUUUGUAUUUUAUUUACUUACUACUACUUUAACAUAUUUUUUUUUACUCAAAUGUUUUCAAAAUUUUCUGGAUGAUUAUAUCUAUUCAUUAGGUAGCCAGUGUUAUAAAUUAAAUGACAGCUUUUUUAUCACCCAUUGAACACUAAUGAAGCUAGUCGCUGCUUGAUUAUUUGAAUAACCCCUUGAGCUCUGUUUAAAAAUGUCUCUAUGAGAUAAAUUGUUCACCGGGAACAAGAUUUUGCCAAGUGUUAUGCAAGUCAUGUGUUCUAGAGCCCUGAAAUUUUUUAUUUUUUUAAAAUGUUAAUAGGAACUGGUACAAAAAAAAUGUAGGUAUGAUAAAUAGAUCAUGUUUUUAAUUUUAAUUUUUCCCCAAGUAUAAUCAGUUCAAAUCGUGUGUUUGUCUUGGAAGUCAAUCUGGCAUAUGCAAAAUGGGCUUUCUACUCUUUUUUUUUGAAAAUUAAAUUUUCCUUCUUCUAAAAAUGACAGUGAAAUACAUAUUUACACUUCAUCUUCUAGAAAACUUCUGUGGGUUUUCUUGUGCCUUCACUUUCUUACCAUUCCAUUGAACACAUUCCCAUAUCCAAUCAUUUGAACCAUUUUAGGACUAAACUUUUCCACAUUUUUGUAAAUUGCUCUGUGCUAAAUGAUAAUUUCAGAUUUGUUUCUGUUGAUCUGUCACAGUGCUGCUCAAACUAUGCACCAUGAGUCCCUUCACAUGAUAACAGUGCUCCUAACUUGACCUCCAACCCAGGGGCUUUAUGACAAUUAUGAUAGUCCUUUAUUUUAAACCUCAUGCCACUUGGGCCAAGACUUGAUUGAAAUUCAUGGUCAUGACCUUAACAGAAGAAUGGGCAGGAAAAAACAAAAAGACCACUGGUUUCAGAAUUACUUUGUAUGACUGUGAUUUUAGCAGACACUUCUUUGGGACAGUAUCUAAUGUAAAUAAAUUUUCCCUUUUUGAGAAAUAUUACAUCAAUGGUCUUUGUGGCAUUUUUUAAUUUUUAUGGUCAAGAUGACCUUAAUUGCUACCGCUGACCAAUGAUAAUUUAUUUACAAGCAAACUAAUAAUUACUCCUGUCGCAAGUUAAUAUAAAAGCUUAAUCUUCAAAGAAUUGCAGCUAUUGUCCCAUGUAUUGUUGCAAAUAUUGUAUUAUUUUAAAAUAUUUAUUUGUUAUAACAUAUAACAUUGUUAUGACGUUGUUCCUGAAAUUAUUUGCUGCUGGCUCAAACAUGAUAUUUUAUCAGAUAAUCAAAACUAAGGAUAAUAAGUAACAAAAGGUUGGAGCAAACCUGAAAAAAUACAAAAUGAAACAUCUAUAAAAAAAACAAAACAACCUACGGUACUUCAGCCAGGUAACGCCCCCCCCCCCCCCCCCCCCCCAAAAAAAAAAAAAAAAAAAAACACCAAAAAAAAAAAAAACAACCCACCGACCCCACACCCAGAAAACCCCCCCCCCCCCCCCCCCGCAAAAAAAACAACAACCCAAUUGUUUAAAAUAAAAUAACUUUAAGAAACUUAUCUCAAGCCCUGUAGGGUAUAAGAGUACCUUAUGUUAUUUACUUCAUGAAAUGUUUAGAGAGUACCUUGUAUUUAUUUCAUAAAACAUUUAGAUUUUGAGAGUUCCUUGUGCAAUUCAUUUCAUAAAAAUUCUAUUGCUGUGAAGUUGUAAAGAAUUUCAAGACAAAAUCUGUCAAUUGUGUUCAAAAUCAAAAAUGUUUUUAUCAACAUCAAAAUAAUUAAAUGACAGGUACAUGUGACCACCACAUAUUUGAUACUGGUACUGGUAGUCAAAAGUACAGUAUCACAGCUAAUUGUGAGAUUUAAAAAAUAUCAAAGAAAAACUUGUAUUAUGCUUUGAAAAUUAAAAAACACAACUUUUACAUUCCCUAUCUUUACAUUUUGAAUAUUAUUUUUCUAUGUGAUGCUUAUAUUUGCUGAAAAUGUCAUUACAUACAGAGAAAGAAUUAAUUAAUAGUGUUUUUAAAAAAAUAUUUUUUUUCCAUGUUUGAAAAUGAAUUCAACAAUAUCUGACAAUAGCGAUAUCCCUUUUAGAAUAUUCAUUACAAUUAAAAAUUUUCAUAAAAUGGUAGCAUUUUUCAUAAAGUAUGUGUGCUUUUCAUCCAUUUCAUUAUCAGUUGAUUUCAUCUUGGAGAAUUUUUUAUAAUAAAAGACAAAAU
Messenger RNA from Lymnaea stagnalis (great pond snail), 13507 nucleotides. NCBI's taxonomy places the organism in Eukaryota, Metazoa, Mollusca, Gastropoda, Lymnaeidae. The record is from the annotation of a GenBank genome assembly.